AUGGCGCAGAUCAUGAAACGCGGAUUCUCAACGAGCGCUGCGCUCGCCAAGGCUCAACUUGUGAAGACGCCAAUCCAAGUUCAUGGAGUUGAAGGACGCUACGCCGCCGCUCUUUAUUCCGCCGGACACAAGCAAAACAAGCUUGACCAAAUUUCCUCGGAUCUUAACAACGUCCGUGCUGUCUACAAGGACAAUAAGAAGUUCCAGGAGUUCGUUCUCGAUCCAACACUCAAGGCCCUCAAGAAGAAAACAGCUAUCGAGGCCGUUUCCACGAAGUUGGGACUUUCCAAAGAAACUGGAAACUUCCUCGGACUUCUGGCCGAGAACGGACGUCUUAACAAGCUUGAGUCUGUUGUUUCUUCUUUCGAAUCCAUCAUGCGCGCUCACCGCGGAGAGCUUUUUGUUCAGGUUACAUCUGCUGAAGAAUUGAGCUCUUCCAACCAGAAGGCUCUGUCAGAUGCCCUCAGUAAGAUCGGAAAGUCUGGACAAAAGCUGACUGUUACAUACGCUGUCAAGCCAUCGAUUCUUGGAGGACUGGUUGUCACCAUCGGGGACAAAUACGUCGAUCUCUCCAUUGCUUCCCGCGUCAAGAAAUACAAGGAUGCUCUCGCCACCGCCAUCUAA
Molecule: messenger RNA, 624 nt
Organism: Caenorhabditis briggsae
Lineage: Eukaryota; Metazoa; Nematoda; Chromadorea; Rhabditida; Rhabditidae
Gene: Cbr-atp-3
Product: Protein CBR-ATP-3
Exons: 3
Coding region: 1-624 (207 amino acids)
Biological process (GO): proton motive force-driven mitochondrial ATP synthesis
Molecular function (GO): proton-transporting ATP synthase activity, rotational mechanism
Source: RefSeq, a predicted model, not a curated record